Molecule: messenger RNA, 6334 nt
Organism: Toxoplasma gondii ME49
Lineage: Eukaryota; Apicomplexa; Conoidasida; Eucoccidiorida; Sarcocystidae
Product: WD domain, G-beta repeat-containing protein
Exons: 9
Coding region: 1069-5958 (1629 amino acids)
Biological process (GO): protein polyubiquitination; proteasome-mediated ubiquitin-dependent protein catabolic process; transcription-coupled nucleotide-excision repair
Cellular component (GO): Cul4A-RING E3 ubiquitin ligase complex; nucleotide-excision repair complex
Molecular function (GO): protein binding
Source: RefSeq, a predicted model, not a curated record
UUCCUGAGAAAAGUGCCCUCUCGCGGGCGACUCACCGCCGCGUUUUUGCGCUCGACUUCAAGCUUCAGCACUUUCUUCGACUGAAAUCGAUUUUUGUCGAGCCGCGGAGAACGCCACCACGACCGGAGGACUUCUUCCGCUAGCUCUUCGCGCCGUGUGUUCCGCACUUCCGCUGUCAUCUUGCCAAAGUUCGCACAUCUGGCUCUGAGCAGAAAAGCGGGCGCCUCAACUUAGCGCCGGACGCAGUUAGUAUCUGUGCCGCGUGAGUUUUUCCUGGGCCGCAAAUGAGUCAAUGCGCUCAACAGAGAUAAGUCGGCCUUUUCCAUUUCACAGUUACCGACAGUCCCAGGUGUCUGCAUUCGCUUAACUGUGUCUCCCUCCAGACAUGUCGGACAUGUGAGCCGUGCAGACGGACGUCUGUAAGGUACCCCGAGAAGACUGAGAUGCGUUAAACAACAGAUGUGUAAACCCUGAACCUCAGCUCCAAAGGAAACAUGGGCAUUGACCCGCAAUUCUCCACAGAGGACGGCGCGGCGAACGAGCCAGAGCCACAUGACGACACUCGCGGGACCUGCGGAGGUGCCGGGGACACAAAACAGGUCUGCCUCUCCCUCAUCCCUGUGAAACGGCUCGAACACCUCUACGUUUACCGAGCCUUUUUUGCGAAAACAUUUCGUCGCAUAGUGACUCGAUUCUAGCGGGCGACACUGUGAGUCGCGCGACUUCUCCAAGCCUCUCUGCGGCAGUGUCUUCUUUCUUUCUCGAUCCCGUCUGCCCGCAGCACUUCUUCGUUUCGUCAUACUGUUUCUUCUAGACCUCCUGUCUGCCCAUUCUUACCAUUCACGUUGCUUCGGCCUCGCCUCUUCGCCCCGACGUCUCCAGAGUGUCUCGAUCCGGCCUCAUACGCGCCUUUUCUGUCCCGUUUCGCGCGUCUCCACGACUUUUUCGGCUUUCACUCUGCUCGAUUUCGCCCUGGUCCGCCUCCGGUCCCUGGAAUACGCCUCGCUGCUACUGCUUUCUUGCCAGCUUCACCCUCCUUUGUUUCUUGUGCCCCUUCACUGUUUCCCCAUGCAUCCGCGCGUGUCAGACUCUUCGCCUCAUCCGCCUUGCGCAGGUCGCGGCGUCCUCUUAGCUUCUGUCAAACAGGAAGAUGAUCUUUCAACGGUGGAAGAGCAGAUUCCUUCCUCCUCUUUAGCUCACAUUUCCUCCUCCUCUUCCCGUUCUCCGCUGUUUCCCCUGUAUACGUUUCCUUCGUCCUUUCCAGAUGCCCCUGCCUGUAUCAACCCCGCUACGAAUUUUCCCCUGCAUAGUCUUCCCCCGGAGUCUCCGGUCUCCUCGUUUCUGUCUUCUCUCUCUUGUUCCCGCACUUCUGUUGGCGCUUCGAAGGUCUCCGUUCCGUCUUUCCUCGUCCCGCAGGCGAAUCGCGGCGGCUCUCCUUCUUUCUAUCGACUAGCACCUUGCCCUGCUACCGGUCCCGCCUUCUUUUCGCUUCUCUGGGACGUCACGUCCGAGCAACUUCCUCGGCCGCUGCCGCCUGUCUGCUCUCCUGCUCGGCUUCCGUUGCACCACACGUUCCCUUUCUUCUUCACUGCGCUUGUCGACCCAAGUGCUGCCGAAGCAGCGGCGCCCAAAGGCUCCAGCAAUCCCUGCGUCUCCUCGCCCCGUCGAGCGGAGGCGGGGACACAGUCGGUCUCUGCUUCGCCUUCUCCGUUCUCAGAGCAAGGCGACGCCGGUCACGGGAGCGCCCGGGAACGGCGAGAAGAAGGAGAGGAAGAAGAAGACGUGUCUCGCAGAGAGGGAAGGGGACGCACAGCCGCGCGGAGCUUCGCGGCCCGGCUGUACAGGCAGCAGGACGUGUGGCGACGAGCGCGAGGUAUAUCGGGGAACCUCUUCAUCGACAAUUUCCGACACCAGCGGUUGGGUGAAGUCCGGUUGGACGAACUGUCCUAUUUCUUCGAGACUUGUUAUCUGCGGACCCUCGGCGUCAGCACGCAACGAGGUCUUUGGAGUAACCACACUGCGUCUGUCACGCGUCUGGCUCUGGACCACACCGGACGCUUCUUGCUGAGCGGCAGCGUGGACUGUCGCGUCUCCCUCUACGACCUCGACGCAGAUCUGCUGUUCGCCCUCAACGACGGACAGGGCCCGAUUACGCGGCGCCUUCCUCUCGGCUUCGUCACUCGCAGGGAAAAGCUCAAACCGCCGAAACGCAUCCUCCACCCCACGCACUGCCAAGCGCGGCUUCCGCCGCUUCCAGGCUCUCUCGCCUCUCCUCUCCCAGGCACCAGUUCACGUCUUUCCUCCUCUUCGUCCUCUUUUUCCUCGGUUGCUUCUUCGUCCGCUUCUUGUUCUUCUCUGGGAGGGAGGAGAGGAGCGGGACGCGGGCACUCGCAACGCGUCACGAGUGUCGCGUGGCUUCCGACCGACAACGGCCUGUUCGUCUCGGUGGGUCUCGACCCCUUCGUCAAGGUAUGGGAUACGCGUGCUUGGGAGUGUGUGUACGACAUUCCACUAGGCACAGGGAUCCACUGCUGCGCCUUUUCUUCCUGUCUCUCCUCGUCUGUCCUCUCUUCCGGAGACGCGAGACGGAACUCGCAACCGUUCGUGGAGAACAGACACGCCCAGGCGACCUCUCCUCUCUCGCCUUUGCUUGCCUGCGGCGGCAGCAAUGGAAGUCUACAACUCUGCGACCUCCGUCUCGCCGCGCCCACGCUCACUCUUCUCGGCCACCAAGGUUCGGUGCUCAGUGUCUGCUGGCACCCUCGGCGGCCCUUCGAGAUCUUUUCGGGUGGCCAAGACGGGACGAUGCGAACGUGGGACAUCAGGCGAGGCGACUCGCCUCUCCUUCAGUUCAAUCAUCUCGUCCCUGACGUCGAAUUCCUCGAAAUCCAUGGAACGACGCUGCCUCCGACUCUCGGCAGUCGCGACUCUGCGGAGAGAGAUGACCUUUACGACGCACUGCCCUCUCGUGGCGCUUCCUGCAAACAGACACUUUCAAAAGCAGAAGAGCCGCGACCGUGCAGCUCUCGAACCCUCUCUUCUCCCUCUUCUUCUUCAUCCUUACCUUCUUUUUCUUCGUCCUGUUCAUCAUCUGCAUCCUCCUCUUCUCCACCAUCUGUUUCUCCAAAUGCUUCCUCUUCUUCUUCGUCGUCUUCUGUGGCCUUCGCGUGUGCCAUCCCGUCUCUGGACGAGCUUUCAGAGCUCUGGGAAGAGGCGCCUUCUCUGUCUUCUCUGUCCUCUCCGUCGCGUUCUUCUGCUUCGUCUUUCUCCUCUCCAGGGCGGAGGAAGUCGCAUCAACUCCCUCCGGAUUUCUUCGGUCGCCGCGACGCGUUUCAAGAUAUUCGCUCUGCCUUGCCUGCCUCUUCCCCCUCCCCUUGUUCUCGACGCGCCUCUGUCGCAGAACUGGAGCAAGAUGCAGAAGAGCAAGCGAGGGCAUGGCGCACCCUUCUAAGCCACAACUCGAAACGCAUCUCGUCUUCAGUCUCUUCCUCUGUGUCUUCUUCGAGUGGUAGACUGUGCGGCCUUUCUGGGGUCGCUCUGUCGCCAGGGCACCGAGAAAGGAUGGAAGGAAUGCAUGCAGGAGAGGGAGAACAGCAAAGCUCGAGUCUGCGUUGUGUGUCUCCUGAAGGCACCAGACAGGACGUCGGACGAGCGCGGAGAAACACUCCAGAGGCUUCGCCUGCUCGUCUCCAAGUUAAGAGAAGGAGACGCGGAAAAGCGUUGCUCCCCUACAUGCCCUCUCUCGAGAGAAUUUACCGCCCCCUGGUGGCCGAGCAGGGACAGGGAGAACAAGAGAAGAGAGAGAGAGUGCGAGCAGUGGAGGAGACUCGAAGGACGGAGGGAGAGCAACGGACGCAGAGAACGAGUGAAGUCGACCAAGACGCAUGCGAGUUUUCUUCCAGAUCUCCUGCCCACAUAGAGAAAGAAGGCAGACAAGCGAACUCGGUGUCUUCUCGCGGACGAAGGGAACAGCCGGAAGGUGUCUCGGCGACAGGUGGAACACAGAGAACGCGAGCGGAACGAAACCAAUCCGAAGGCGGAUUGAUGUCGUUCCGCUGUACAGACACCGAGAACAACGCGCGAAAAAAACAAGUGUUCACUUCCUCGAACUCCUCUUCAGCAACUGCGACCCAGAGGACUUCCUCGCUACGAAAGCCACGAAGUCGUACCUCUUCCUCUUCUUCUUCAUCUUCGUCGGUAUCUUCUUCUUCCUCUUCUUCCUCCUCUUCCUCUUCUUCCUCUUCGUCUUCGUCGACUUCUGAGAACUCGCAGAGCGAUGGCGAAGGAACGCGGGAGAGAAGAGCUGUAAGGCUGAAUGGAGGAGAACGGAGAAGAGGCGAAGCCGCGCUACGGUCACCCUCGCGCGUGAAGAAAAAGAAUUCUUUCCGACCUUCUUCUCUUCCUUGUCUGCGUCCUGUCACUUCGCAUGCACGAGCUGUCAGAGGAGACCCUGAGUCGCUUCUGUCUGAGAGCUGCGCAGAGUCCCUCUCCACAUCUCUUGUCUCCUCUGCGGUCUCUCCGUCGCCUUCCGCGUCUCGAGGGUCUCUCUGUGGGGAGAGACGGCACGAGAGGCAGACAGAGGGCUCACGCGACCUACGGGGGGAAAGAGAAGUUUUCGACCAAAACGAAAGGAGAGCAAGCGCGGCGAGUCCGACAAGAUGCGGGGCAUCUUCCAAGGAAGAGGAGCGCAGAGACGAAGAAGCGUCUGUUUCUGCCGCCUCGCUUAUUGCGGAGUAUGGAACGCUCAUGCGGAGACAUCUUCAGACUCGCGGCCGAGGCGUCUCCUGUCCUCCCAGAUGUCGCCGAGCAUCUCAUCUGUCUUCUUCUCACCCUUCUUCUCCUGCUCGUCUCCCUCCUUCUUCUUCCUCACGGAGAGGCGCCCUUAUCGUUUGCGGGGAAACGAGUAUCUCUCUUUCUGCACGCACUUCCUCUCCUUUAUCUAGAGGAAGCGAUUUUGCGAGGCCUGAGAGAGGCCGAAGAGGGAGACAAGUCGGUUCUUCUCCGUCCACAUCUCGCGGUGUUCCUUCAUCUUUUUCGCGUUCUUCAUCCUCGUCUUCUCGUUCUGUAAAUCCUCCUCGAGCGCCGAGAGCCGCGCGAGUCGCAGCCGCAAGCAUUGAUGCGAAGAAAGAACCAAGUCGAGAACUUUCGUAUUUAGGGCGGCGAGAGGGGGUCACCGACCGUCUUCUUCCCGCAGUUGCUUCUCGCAAACUCGGCCGCUUUUCUCUCCACUCUCCGGCGCCGCCUUUGCCGUCUGCCUCGGCCUCUGGCUUCGCCCACGAAGAAGGCGUCACGGAAAUCGUCAGCGAUGGGCACUUUGUCCUCUCUGCAGGUGCGGACGGCUGCAUGCGUCUAUGGAACGCAGAUCGAGGCUCCCAUUGCUUCGUUCACUACGACCUUCUCAGUCCUCUCCCGCAGCGCCCCAGAGGCAGAGGGCGAGGGGACAGAGGGCGAGGAGACAGAGGGCGAGGAGACAGAGGGCGAGGCGGACCCAAUAGGGUUCUCGACGUUUUGGAGGAAGAACAGGGUACACGAGUUCGAAGAAGACUGGGUCGCCUGGAGGCGUCAGAGGUGUUUUCUGAGGGCAGAAAGAGAGCGCGAGGAAGCGCACAGUUCGCUUCCACGCAGUUCACUUUAAGUCCUUCAGGGCGCUUCGUCUUGACGGGGAAAGGUGAGGGUCUGGUCGUACUGGAAGUCGUGACUGGAAUCCGACAGGAGGCGCGUGCAUCGGCGGAGACGCACAGAGACCAAGUGAGAUGCGUCGUCUGGAACGAGAAGCGACGAGAAGCCUAUGUGGGUCUUGGCGACGGAAGCAUCAGCGUCUGGGAUACCGGCGGAUUCGAGUGGCUUCGUGCGGUCUCGGACGACGAGGAUGAGGAGGAAGACGAAGCAGACUGGGAAGAACUUGGUCUAACACCGGAGGAGAACCCUGUCCUGCACAUCAGGCCCGCCUCUCUUUGACAGACGAAGCCGUCACCCACACCGGUGCGCAAAAGGCACUCAGGAGACAGGAAAAAGGGCGACAGAAAACAGUUGACGGAGUCCGGGUGGACAGGCAAAGCCUUUUGCGAUGUCUCGAUUUGCAUGCGCGGCCCCCAUGGAGGUGCCACAGGUGCCGUUGCAAAUUUCAGAAGGAAAAUAGAAAGCAUCUGAGCCUCAGAACCGCCAGGAAAUUGGCGUCCAACAUAAACAACCCAGUACCGUUUGUACAGACUUGACUCCUCAGUUUAAGGCAAGAGUCCUUCGUGGACAGCCCGUGGUGGUACAGUCUGUAGCGUGGUUGCUCUCAACGUUUGCUCGUCUGUACGAUGCCACCUGCUCACAACCGACUUCCGGG